Molecule: messenger RNA, 2758 nt
Organism: Mixia osmundae IAM 14324
Lineage: Eukaryota; Fungi; Basidiomycota; Mixiomycetes; Mixiales; Mixiaceae
Exons: 9
Coding region: 47-2689 (880 amino acids)
Biological process (GO): L-arginine biosynthetic process
Cellular component (GO): mitochondrial matrix; cytoplasm; mitochondrion
Molecular function (GO): N-acetyl-gamma-glutamyl-phosphate reductase (NADP+) activity; arginine binding; NADP+ binding
Source: RefSeq, a predicted model, not a curated record
ACCGGCUGCGCGCCAAGUCAGUUUUCUAGGCUUCCGGUCAGCAAUCAUGGCGAGCCGACUCAGGAGCGUGGCAGUCAGCCUGCCUGCGACCAGGCGAGCAUUGAGCUCUGCAGUCACUGCGACGCCGCGCAUCUCCCACAAAGCCCUCACGCCUGAGCACAAAGCGCUCGAGCCCAGAUCUCGCUAUGCCGGCGCACUCACCUCGAGGAAGCUCAGCUCGCAAGCUGCUUCUCGCAUAGACACCGACAGAGAAACGAUUGUUCGACUCUUGUACUCCAUCGCCUCGCGCAAAGAGGUCGAGCGCUACUUGCGCAUCUUCUCGACGGCCAACAAAUUCGCCGUACUCAAGAUUGGUGGAGCUAUCCUCACUCAGGAGCUGGACGAUCUCGCUCUCUCGCUCAGCUUCCUCAACCGGGUCGGCCUGUACCCUGUCGUCCUCCAUGGCAUGGGCCCACAGCUCAACCAGCUCCUCGAAAACGCUGGCGUAGUGCCAGAUUACAUUGAUGGCAUUCGCAUUACGGACGCAAAGACACUCGAGGUUGCCCGCAAGGUGUUCCUCGAGGAGAACUUGAAGCUCGUCGAAGCGCUCGAAAAGCUCGGCACUCGCGCUCGUCCAAUCCCCAACGGCGUCUUUACCGCCGACUACCUAGACAAGGACAAGUAUGGCUUUGUCGGAAAGAUCACAAAAGUCAACAAAGAGCCUAUUGAGUCUGCCAUCCGAGCCGGCGCAUUACCCAUCUUGACUUCACUCGCCGAGACGCCAUCGGGUCAGAUCCUCAAUGUCAAUGCCGAUGUCGCUGCUGGCGAACUCGCUAAAGUCCUCGAGCCGCUGAAAAUCGUCUUCCUGAACGAAAAAGGCGGUCUCUUCCACGGCGUCACCGGAGAGAAGCUCAGCGUAAUCAAUCUUGACGAGGAAUACGAUGCGCUUAUGAAAGAGUCCUGGGUCAAAUAUGGCACCAAGCUUAAGCUGCGCGAGAUCAAGGAGUUGCUAGAGCAUCUUCCCCGCUCUUCUUCGGUUGCCAUCAUCUCGGCCGACAACCUACAGAAGGAGCUUUUCACAGACUCGGGCGCUGGUACACUCAUUCGAAGAGGUUACAAGCUCUACAAGCGCGAUUCUAUCGAGGCUGUCGGCACAGACAGACUACGACAAGUCUUUGCAGAACGUGAUCCCGAGAUCACAAGCGGAGACAAGUCAGUAGCGGAAGUCUUCAGUGACCUUAAGAAGACAGACUACUCCAUCUACGGCGAUGAGCCAUUCGAUGUCGUAGCAGUGGUUUCUCAUCCACCUGGAGAAGCUCCCGUCAUGACGAAGCUCCUCACGAGCAGGAAUGGCGUGCUGAACGCAGUGCUCGACAAUGUCUGGUCAAGUAUCAAGAAGGACUACAAGAAGCUCUUCUGGGCUGUCAAGGCAGCAGACGAGAACCGGGCUUGGCACUUUGAGCAUUCUGAUGGCUCCUUCUCGCGCAAUGGCAAGAGCCUCUUCUACUAUGGCGUACAAGAUAUCUCAGAAGUUGAGGCUGCCGUUCGUGACCUGGAAGCGAAGGGCCGCAUUCCGCGAUCGUACUUGCCAAUAUCUUACCAGUCGAGCUCAGCACCUCAGCCGCCAUCAUCCGGCGCAGCCAGUCGUCGAUACUCUACCCGAGCGGGCGGUCGCCCGACAGUCAGCAGCUCGCCUGUCAGUCAGCGUCGAGGCUACGCCACCGCUGCUGAGCCAAAGCGUAUCGCUCUCAUUGGUGCUCGUGGCUACACUGGCUCGAAUCUCGUAUCCUUGAUCAACGGCCACCCCAAUAUGGAGCUAGCUCACGUGUCAUCUCGCGAGAUGGUAGGCCAGAAGCUCGAAGGUUACACAAAGUCAGAAGUUCGCUACGAGAAUCUGGACCCAAAAACCAUUCAACAAUUAGAGGAAAGCGGCGCGGUUGAUGCUUGGAUUAUGGCUUUGCCCAACGGCAUUUGUGCGCCCUUUGUGGCGGCCGUCGAUGCGGGUAAGGGCAAGAGUGUGGUCAUCGACCUUGGAGCAGACUACCGUUUCAACGAGGAAUGGACUUAUGGUUUGCCGGAGCUGUAUUCUCGUGAAGCUGUACGCAACUCGAAGAGAAUCGCCAACCCGGGCUGUUAUGCGACGAACAGCCAAUUGCUUCUCGCUCCUAUCUUGCCUUAUCUCGCUGGCCAGCCCACUGUCUUUGGUAUCUCGGGAUUCAGCGGCGCAGGCACAAAGUCGGGUACGACGCCCAAAGUCUCAGCAGAGGAUCUCGGAGGCGGUGUACGUCCUUACGCUUUGACAGAUCACAUUCACGAGCGCGAAGCCGGCUACCAGCUCUCCAAGCUCUCGAGUGCUGAUCCUGUCACUGUCGCCUUUGUCCCUUCUGUUGCGCCUUGGUUUCAAGGCAUCAUCUCGACUGUUUCUGCGCCACUGAAGCAAGAGAUGACCGCUCGUGAUCUUAAGAGCCUCUACGAAGAGAAAUACGGCAACGAGAAGCUCUUGACGAUUCAAGCGGCCGUGCCUGAGAUCAAAGAUAUCAGCGGCAAACACGGUUGGAAAGCGGGCGGCUUUCAAGUACAUUCGGGUGGCAAGCGCAUCGUUGCAGUAGGUGUGCUCGACAACCUGCUCAAAGGUGCUGCUACUCAGUGUCUUCAGAAUCUCAACCUCGCGUUAGGGCUCGACGAGCACGCUGGCAUACCCCUCGAUUGAGCAGAUCUUGCUACAUUGUACAAAACUGACGUCCAUGCAUUCUAAAGUUCUUACAUCGCCGGCAUCCUG